Effrenium voratum is the source of this 1728-nucleotide messenger RNA. NCBI's taxonomy places the organism in Eukaryota, Dinophyceae, Suessiales, Symbiodiniaceae. The record is from the annotation of a GenBank genome assembly.
AUGCAGUGCUCGACCUACUGGAACAAGGAGGACGGUUCCUACACAUUCUGGACCCAGGAUGAGCAGGACGGCAAGUACUACUACCAGGCCUACGCAGCCCUGGACCACAAGAUUCGCACCUUCCAGGAGUCUCGGCAACUGAUGUCAGAGAAAGGGCAAGAGCCCAAGCUGAAGCAGAGGACGAGCUACACGUUGGACGACGGCGGCCCCGCCUACUUGAUGAACGGUUCAGACCAUCAGGCCAAGGAGUUCCGCUUCGGCAACGGCCUGACGCAGGUCAGUGAGAGCUACGUGCUCAUCCCCAGACACCUGCUCCUGGACCUGCGGGAUGACUGGAUGAAGUACUGCUACCUUCUGCUCUUCUUGGAGCAGUUCAAUGGCGAGCUCAACAGUCUCAUCACAGUGCCAAAUUGUCAUGGCUCCAGAGUGCUGGGAAGCACGUGCUGGGAGGAUGAGAUGCAGCAGUUGCUGGAGAAGGGCCAGAUCUGGAACGUCCGCUACGAUCCGCAGUUCCUGGCGGCGAAGAAGAAGAAGGUGCAGCCGGGCAUGUUCGACGAAGACUUCGUGCCCGAGGAGGACGCCAGCUGGCGAACCGCAACAUCGCGGUUCACCCUGGAGACGCUCAGACAACUGAGCGGAGAAUCGGAGGCAGAAACGCGCUACUAUGCAGCGCAGCUGAUGGAGGGUCUUCAGGUUUUGCUGGAUGCCAGGCUGGUGCAGCGAUCUUUCGGAGAGUCCAAGAUCUUUGGCAGGUCUGCAGCCGUGGACUUGUGGAGCGUGACGGCCCUAGCAGGGGAAUGCCGCGAGUAUGACACCGGCGCUUACCCCGUCUCUGGUGUCAGCCACGUGGAUCCCGCGCGGUCGACGACCAUCAAGGUGGGCGAGAGUGGCUCUCGCUUCGACGAUGGCAAGGGCUUUCGAGAUUCCUGGCCUGAGAGGCCAAAGGGCAAAGGCAAAGGCGACAAGAACAAAGGCGGCAAAGGAGCUCCGCAGCCGCUGUCCGUCUUCCGCGGCCCGGCGCCGCCGGACCGGCGGGAGCCGGACCGGCGGGAGCCCCGUCGCGAGCCCCGUCGCGAGCCCCGUCGGGAGCCCCGUCGGGAGCCCCGCCGGGCUGUGCCUCGCGGCCGGCGGGAGGUUCCCGAGACGUGCAAGUUUUGGGAGAAGGGCAACUGCAAGAACGGCGAGAGCUGCCGGUUCCUGCAUGCCUACGGGGAGAACUUGGAUUCCCAGCUGCAAGAAGGGCUGCUCCAGCAGAUCAUGAACUUUGUAGAGGACUCUGGUGGGCAGGUGGAUGCAGGGCAGAUCACAUCUCGCUUUGGUCCCGUGAAGAAAGCUCAACUGGGUGAGCACUUUGAUUUGAUAGAUGCCAGUGGUGGCAAGUAUUUCGUGCGGCAGAUGGGCCAUGAUGGGCCAUUGCCUGAGGAUGAUCCUGCUGAGAGCCAACAUGAGGAUCCCGAGGCAGAAGUUCUGGAAGACGCUCCCCAGGUCGAGGAGGAGACUUGGGAGGAGAGCCUCCAGGAAGGUGCCUCUUUGGAGGACGAUGAGUAUACGCAAUCCUUGCAAAGAAGAGUCGAGGAGCUUCGAGAGGAGUUAGCACAAGUCUGUGCGGAGAAGGGCUUGCGGGAGGAGGACUUGCUGCGGCACAAGAAGGCCUGCACCUUCUGGCGGAAAGGCAACUGUCGCAAUGGCGAGAGCUGCCCCUACUACCACGAGCCGCUUCGGAACUGA